AUUUUUUUAAAAGCCGGCGUCUUCUUCGAUAAUAUUUUUUUUUGAUUAUAUUCUCUCAUAAUCACGGCCAAUAAAACAUGUCUGUCAGUAUGCGGCGGUCGCUACCGUUGCUCCGGCUCGUCAUGACGCCGCCAAAAAUCGCGUCAACGCGGAGAUGCUUCUCCAGCACUCCCCUCGUGAAAAACGCAGGAUCAACGGCCACACUGCCAGUCAAGAAGCCCGUUGGAGCUUUUCGGGGAGGAUUAUUUGGUUUCCUUACUGGUUCCGUUGUUGCCGGUGCUGUCGUCUACUACUAUAUCCUUGGCGAGUACAGGAUAUCGAACAGCAUGCUUACUGAAGAUAUCGAUGCUUUACAAACCGCAACCCAAAAGCUCCAGACUUACAUCUCUGAGCUGGAAACACGAGUAGACCAACUGCAGAAAAAGAAAUGAGUGACCACUGUCUGCAUCUAUGACUAUCUGCAUUACUUGCAAGUUAUAUUUAUUGCUUUAUUCAUCCCUAUUUCGGAGUUAGGUCUUUCUGCAUGCACACGUUGCUUCUGGUCGUCUGGCCUUCAUUUUUUUCAAGUGCUUCUGUUGAUCGUGAUUACUCUAUCUGGAGAUUCUCUCGAAGCUUUAAGAGACUAAGCUCACUCAAUGAGCGGUCGUGUACAAUAAGAUCAAAUAUCCGUUC
This is a messenger RNA of Aspergillus nidulans FGSC A4, 672 nucleotides long. RefSeq lists its product as uncharacterized. The record is from RefSeq and is a predicted model, not a curated record. The transcript is spliced from 3 exons. Lineage: Eukaryota; Fungi; Ascomycota; Eurotiomycetes; Eurotiales; Aspergillaceae. Bases 78 to 431 code for a protein of 117 amino acids.